Messenger RNA from Rhodofomes roseus, 1033 nucleotides. RefSeq lists its product as uncharacterized. The coding region runs from base 230 to 1033 and encodes 267 amino acids. NCBI's taxonomy places the organism in Eukaryota, Fungi, Basidiomycota, Agaricomycetes, Polyporales, Fomitopsidaceae. The transcript has 7 exons. The record is from RefSeq and is a predicted model, not a curated record.
AGGGCGGCCGUGUUCGAGAUUGGGCGAGCAACCCCUCUUCUUCUCCCCCUCACCUGGGCCCCCGCCGCCACUCUGCCCCCCUACCCAACUCCCCUCAGGCUGGUCACUCGGUACCUGGCUCUAGACUCGCGUAGGAUGUCUUGUAAGCCGACCUCAGCUAUGUGUGCCUGGCCGUUGUACUAGGUACUAGGAACGCCACUUGCCAGCUCAGGGCCGAGGCGCCCAUAGUAUGAGCGACAGCGAGCUCGAAGUUCGACGCCUACGCCACAACCGCGUUACUGGUCUCGGACUCUGUCAGCCGCGCAUUGGGUCAAGUGGCCCGCUGAGGUGUGGUGCUUGCUCUCUGGUCUGUGGUGUUCCUCCUUUUGGCUGCGUGUGCUCUCUGGUGCGCUUCGUCUGGGAUGCGCUCCGUCGGUCCGGUCUCGCGCGUCCGAGUCAAACGUUCUCGGCGACGAUAUCCAGUCUGUACUUGGGGUCAAGCGCUGCAAGGAUAGCUCCGUCAAGGGCUCAGAAGCAAGUGAAGGGUCAAGCGCCCCAAUCGGGCCUUCCUCAAGGGCUCGAACGAGCGAAGGGUCAAGUGCCGGAAGUAGAGGCUGCAUCAACGUGCUCGAAUGAGCGAAGAGUGAAGGGCGCGCAAGAGGGGCAUCAAGAGCUCCAACGAGCGAAGGGUCAAGCGCCGCAAGAGCAGCAAGGCGAAGAAGACCGUCUCAAGGGCUCGAAACAGCGAAGGGUCAAGCGCCGCAAGUACUAUAUCGACUGGUCACCUAACAAAGCGCCGCCAACGGGGCGCGACGGUCUCUUGCGCACGCGCGCAGGCGGGAGCGGGGGCUUCGCGCUUGAUCAUGAUGACGAGGACGCUGGUGACGUGCACGAACAGGUUCGACUGCUGCGCCGUGCAGCCGACAUACUGGAGGAGCAACAAGACUUAGCGGAACCGCGCUUCAUCAAGAACGCGAUGCGCGCGACGCAUGGGGCUGUGAUAGUCUCCCCCUUAAAGAAGAUCUCUUGGACGGACAGGGGGGCGGUCUUCUAA